Drosophila novamexicana is the source of this 2033-nucleotide messenger RNA. Its product is annotated as nose resistant to fluoxetine protein 6. The transcript is spliced from 5 exons. The coding region runs from base 32 to 1996 and encodes 654 amino acids. The record is from RefSeq and is a predicted model, not a curated record. Gene Ontology annotation, molecular function: acyltransferase activity, transferring groups other than amino-acyl groups. Lineage: Eukaryota; Metazoa; Arthropoda; Insecta; Diptera; Drosophilidae.
CGGUUGUGCUCGGCUCACAAAUAUCGGGAUCAUGUUGGUGCUAAUCCUCUUGGCGCUGCUCGCAGCGCAGGCUGAGCUGGUCGACGGCCUGGAGUCGGGCUCGCUGCUGCUGGACUUGACCCAGCUGGCGGCGGGCAAUGCCACGCUAGAGACCACAACCUGUGUGGAGCAGCUGCGAGCGCUUCAUAACGCCUGGCAGCAGGGGCACAGCUGGGCGCUAAAAGCUUUCGAUGCCUCCGGCAGCGGCUACCACAAUUUCAUGCUGGGCAACAGCUUUUGGCUGGGCAAUCGCUGGACCUGUCGCGCCCUCAACGAGCAGCUGCUGCUGGAGUUUACCCAGCGCCAGGAGCAGCUGCUGCGCCAGGGGGCGCCCUUCGCCCACGACUAUCGUGCGGUCUAUCUGCGUGCCAAUUCGCCCUGGCAGCUGGCCCUGGCCGUCAAGGAGCCGCCGCUGCUGCACAUCGGCCUCUGCGUGCCGCGCAGCUGUGAUCCGCCGCAGCUGGAGCAGCUGCUACGCCAGUCGCUGCGGCACUUGGAACGCCUGGAGCUGCGCACCGAGCUGGUGUACACAAAGCUGCCGGAGGCGAGUGGCAACUACUUUGCCCGCCCGGCGUUUCGCUGGCUGCUGCUGCUGCUGGCGGCCAGUCUGCUGCUGCUGCUGCUCGGCCGCAGCCGCUGGGCCGGCACCAGCCGGUUCGUUGCCUGCUUCGAUGUGGCCAACAACUGGCGGCGUCUGUGGCAGCUGCCCGCGGCGGGCCACACGACCGAGAUCGCCGUCAUCAAUGGACUGCGCGUCUGCAGCGCCGGCGUUCUGCUCGGCGUUCAUGUGGUCUGGUAUCAGUUCUUUUCGGUGAAUCAUUCGGCGCAGCUGGCCGCCAAGCUGACCGAGCUCGCUUACCUGACGGCCGCAUUGGAGGUGUUCUUUGUCGUCAGCGGCUUUCUGACCGUCUCCAACUUCCUGCGGAACGAUGCACUGCAGCGCUCCAUUGCGUCGGACACGCUGGGCGGCAAUGUGCGGCGCUUUGGGCGGCAGCUGGCGCAACGGUAUCUGCGUCUGGCACCGCUGCAGCUGCUCGUCAUGCUGCUGUCCGUGCUGAGCUUUGGCUAUCAUCGGGAGAUGUCGGUUUUCCAUCUGAUCGAGCCGUUGGAUGAGCUCUGCGAGCGGCAUUGGUGGCGCAAUUUGCUCUUUGUCCAGAAUCUGUAUCCCAACAAGGAGAUGUGCUGCAAUUGGACCUGGUCCCUGGGCUGUGAUAUGCAGUUCCACAUUAUGGCCAUGCUGCUGCUCUAUAUGCACACGAGAUAUCCACAGCUAGUGCGGCGUCUGGUGCUGAUGCUGCUUUUGGCCAAUGUGCUGUACACGGUGCUGUUGCAGAUCGUGCUCGAUGUGCCCACCACAUUCGAGGCCCUGUACGGCAUCGGCGAUUGGCUGUACACGAAUCCUCUGGUGCGCAUGCUCGCUUACCUCAUCGGCGGUAUUUAUGGCUAUGCGCAUGCGCGCGGCCUGGUCGAACCUUUUGUUGCCCUGUUCCCCAACAAGCUGGCCAAGUGUGCCCUGGCUGGCGUUGUCGUAUGGCUAGCCAGUCGGUUGCAGGUCCUGCAGCUGGCCAGUCCGGCUCUGGUGGGCUGCGGCUACGUGCUGCUGCGUGGAGGCAUAUCCACGGCGACGGCGCAUCUCAUUUGGUGCAGCUUUCGCAUCGAUGGGAGCACGAGAGUUACGCGCUGGCUGGUACAUUUUCUGGAGUUGGAUUGGUUUCAGCGUCUCAAUCGCCUGAGCUAUGCAUUAUAUUUACUGAACCCCCUCAUCAUACUUAACUUGUACUACUCUCUCAGCGAUGCAAUGCCAGCGGAUGUUGGCCUUUUGAUCUACCUAUGCGUGGCACAUUUGGUUAUAGUUUUAGUAUUCUCUGUUCCGUUGACUCUGUUCUUCGAGCUGCCCUUUCAUAGGCUGUCAAAUCUAUUGCUGACAUCUAAAAUUGCAAAUGGUAAAGAAUCUUAAAUAAUAUUUGCUUUGGUUUUUUUUUGCUGUUUGUUAA